AGCACCGCGCCGCGCACUCGCAACGAGCCGACCGCCGCGCGCUGCAAGGCCGGGAGGGGAUCGAUGGGGAGCAGCGGGGGCAGCAGCGACUACUUCCUGCGCCAGCUGAGCUCCAGCGACGGCGGCAGCGCGCCGGCGCCGGCGCCGCGCCAGCCGGAGGAGUGGGAGUGCGGAGGCGGCGGCACUGGCACCGGCAGGCGGGGGUCGAGGAGGUGGUCGAGGAAGAAGGCGCGGGCGAGAGGCCACCGGCGCGGCGGCGGGUUCUGCGGGGCGCCGGAGGAUGCCGCGGCGGCGGGGAGGAAGCGGGUGAUGGUGGUGGUGGACCAGAGCUCCGGGGCCAAGCACGCCAUGAUGUGGGCGCUCACCCACGUCGCCAACCGUGGCGACUUCCUCACGCUGCUCCACGUCCUGCCGCGCGGCAGCGCCGCCCGCGGGGACGACGCCUCCGGGCUCGCCAACUCCCUCGGCUCCCUCUGCAAGGCCUGCAAGCCCGAGGUGGAGGUGGAGGCGCUUGUGAUCCAAGGGCCCAUGCUGGCCACCGUGCUGAGCCAGGUGAAGAAGCUGGAGGCGUCCGUGCUGGUGCUCAGCCAAAGCAAGCCGUCCCCUUUCUGCUGCUUCCUGCGGAGCCGCGGCGAGGUGGUGGUGGAGGAGUGCAUCAGCAGGGCGGAGUGCCUGACGCUGGCGGUGCGGCGGCAGAGCAAGGGCGUCGGCGGCUACCUCGUCAGCACCCGGUGGCAGAAGAACUUCUGGCUCCUGGCUUGACCUUCGCAUUCGCACCAAGAGGGAAGCCUCCCGGGAUGAUUUCAUUUUACUGCCGAUUUGAGGCUAAUAAGUGAUGAUCUACUCCUCCUUGUAUGUUUGUUUGUUUGUUUGUUUCUGUGCGUGUUUCUCUCUUCUCUCUCCCCCUCGCUCUGUGUGCAUGCUUGUGUGCGUGUGUGUGUGUGUCCUUGGUUGAUCAAUUAGCAAUAACCCUCACUUCGCUGAUGUAAAGCCAAAACGCUGACCCCGCUUCAUGUAACAUAUCUGUGCUGCUCC
Messenger RNA from Hordeum vulgare subsp. vulgare (domesticated barley), 1035 nucleotides. RefSeq lists its product as uncharacterized. The record is from RefSeq and is a predicted model, not a curated record. The transcript has 3 exons. The coding region runs from base 64 to 762 and encodes 232 amino acids. Lineage: Eukaryota; Viridiplantae; Streptophyta; Magnoliopsida; Poales; Poaceae.